Molecule: messenger RNA, 6371 nt
Organism: Culex quinquefasciatus (southern house mosquito)
Lineage: Eukaryota; Metazoa; Arthropoda; Insecta; Diptera; Culicidae
Gene: hth
Product: homeobox protein homothorax
Exons: 6
Coding region: 1679-2449 (256 amino acids)
Biological process (GO): eye development; positive regulation of transcription by RNA polymerase II; animal organ morphogenesis
Molecular function (GO): DNA-binding transcription activator activity, RNA polymerase II-specific; RNA polymerase II cis-regulatory region sequence-specific DNA binding
Source: RefSeq, a predicted model, not a curated record
UUGCCUUCGAAACGCGUACGACGUGUUUACGAACGUCGCUCUCACUCUUUAUAUAUUCAACCAUAAGACAAAUUAUUAUAACAAUAAUAGUAUACCAAUAAUCAUUUAAAAUCGUUUUCGUUAGUCAUUUAUUACUGCUCUUCGGCAAAUUUAGACAAAUAUAAAUCGCUGUAAAAAUUAAUGUCUAUUCGGUGGCCAAUUAUAGCAACAACAAAAACAAAAACAACAAUAACACCGAAGGCAGAUCGUUGUGAUCCGAAAAGUGCUCCGCUGCAGUCAAAAGUGAUCGUGGUCGUGGAGUGUGAAGAUCGCGGGUUUAAGUGCGAAUCGUGUUACCACCGGCGGAGAUAAUGGAUAAUACCUCAACUACAGUGAACUAGGACUCGCUGAAAAAGUCGUGUCGUGUGGGGCCAAUUGCGUGCAGAUUUUGGCGGUUCCGGCCCGACAACGGUCUGCCAACAUUGCCUGAACAUAAAAGAUCUACGACAGUAGGCCGUGUUGUUAUCCUUCCUGGUCAUCGACGUCGGCCGCGGGCAAUCUGAUCUAUCCUCCUUGCAGCGCGCGCUCCGGCACUCGGGGUUCGGAGACGCAAGGGAACCAUCGGCGGACGCUCGUUCGGGAACAUCCCGGCGAGAGGAGAACAGGGGAGAUCCAACGAGCGAGAGAGUGAGAGGCCACAACAAGGUGGUGCAAAAGAGAGGGCCUACUAUGUGUUGUAGAAUUCGUCCUCGUCGCACCGCAUACUCGCGCACACAUGAAUCCGUCGCCGUCGUCGUGAAAAAGCGCGCAUCGAAAGUGAAGAUUCUAGUGUGAAACCUAGACAGUGUCCCGCGUGAGUGUGAUAAAUCAUUUCUCGCUCAUCACACGCGCAGCCGACGACAUUGUGCAAAGAGUUCGCGCGCUACUCCUCGCUCAUUGAACCGAAAUGCAAGUAAUUAAUAUUCUUUUUUUUCGGUUGCUGAAAAUUCAUCGUCGUGCGGCGGACACCGCGGGUUGUUUGUGUACAAUUUCUGCUCCUACUAUUGAGCGAAUAGUUUUCGCGUGUUUGUCAUUGAAAUAGAGAGACAAUAAUUGCGUUCAUUCGGGAUUUUCGGGAAACUUUCGUGGUUACCGAUGAUGCAGCGUAAACACAACGGAGGAAGGCAGCAUCACACAAAACAUUGUAACAAGUUUAGAUAAAACUGUGAUUCUAGUUUUUAGGCAAGUGGAAAAUUCAUUUAAGAUUGUAACAAUCAAGAAAAAUACGUAUACGGUUUUCGGUUUUCGCGCGCGUGCUGUGUAACGUGAAAGGAUAAGAGAACGUGUAAUUAAUCAAAAGCUCAGACAAAGCGUAAACAUAUGGAGAAAAUAUCUUGUAUACUAAAAAAUCGUUAGUUUUGCUAUUAUGCUAUAUUCCCAACAACGAAACUAAACUGCGAUUUCUUAUGAUUUGGCGAACGUGAGUCUAGCCGGUAUCACAAAAAAAAAAAACAUAAGAAUAAGUAACUGAGAUGAGUAGCAGCUGUAGGAAUUCGUAGUGGCGCUGAUCAACAGAGAAAGAGCGGUCUCGUGUGACAGUUUUAUAUGAAGAAAAGUGAUAUCAUCGGUAGUGUUUUUUGUUUUAAUUUGUGGUAAUAAGUGACAAGUUUUUUGUGUUUUGUUUUCGAAGCGAUUCAUCUCGCUUUCGGAAACCACAUUAAUGGCACAACCUAGGUACGACGAUGGCCUGCACGGCUACGGCAUGGACGGUGGUGCGGCGGCGAUGUAUGACCCUCACGCCGGCCAUAGGCCGCCAGGGUUAUCCGGCUUACCUCCACAUCACUCACCUCACAUGAAUCAUGCGGCGGCUGCAUCAGUCGGCAUGCAUGGUUAUCAUGGAACCUCUAGUCAUGUAUCACCAGCCACCAGUCACAUGGGUGCAGUGCAACCAGAUGUGCAUAAACGUGAUAAAGAAGCUAUUUAUGGACAUCCUCUAUUCCCGCUAUUGGCACUCAUAUUCGAAAAAUGUGAACUAGCAACGUGUACACCCCGAGAACCAGGUGUAGCGGGUGGUGAUGUUUGUUCGUCAGAUUCCUUCAGUGAAGAUGUAGCAGUAUUUAGUAAACAGAUACGACAAGAAAAACCCUACUAUGUGGCGGACCCCGAAGUAGACUCACUAAUGGUGCAAGCAAUUCAAGUGCUACGGUUUCACCUCCUAGAACUUGAAAAAGUGCACGAAUUAUGCGAUAAUUUCUGCCAUCGAUAUAUUUCAUGUUUAAAGGGUAAAAUGCCAAUAGAUUUAGUGAUUGACGAACGGGACACCACCAAACCACCAGAACUAGGCGGUGCCAAUGGCGAGGGUAGAAGUAAUGCAGAUUCAACAUCACAUACAGAUGGAGCUAGCACACCAGACGUUGUGAGUACCCCCUUCGCGGGAGCACAUGGUCCUAUAUUGGCGAGCUACAAUGCGGUGGUGCACCCAUGUUCGUAGUACGACUAUGACCUUCUUGCAAAAACGAAGCGGGUGCUCACAAUGCCCUGGGAUAAUGGCCAGAACUUCGCUUGAGAUCGCGCUGACUAUGCUUAAUUGUACUACUUUAGAUACAACAAAUUAUAAAACAAAAUACCAAAAAAUGAAGCAAAAAAUCGAUAGCAUUGAUUCAAAAUUGUCACUUAACUAAACAAAAACAAAACACGAGCAAACUAGUAAACGCCAAUGAACAUCUGCAUUAACAUCUUGCGAGCCACCAGCGCAAUAUUGAGAUGAUUAAUGAAGUUUGCAGUACGUACAGAAGCUACAACCACAUUCCAAGAGACUCCUCGCACUAAACGAAAAGGAAGAGAUCCAUGUGUGAAUAAUUCAAAACGUCUGGCUAAAGGCAAAGUAAAAAAAGAGUAAACGAACAGCAAACCGUAAGAUGGCAUGGAAAACGGCAAGUGUGCUGCAUGUGCAACAGAGAAAAACGGAGAGAACACAUUACACAGACAAUGGAGAGACAGUGAAAAAGAGGAAUAGCAAUCAGCAAGUCUGUGAGUGCAAACAAUCACACUCUGACCACCGGCUCAGGUGCAUUGCUUCCCCUUGUGUGUAUGUAUAAUCUCGUUUUUCAUCUAGCAUAUUACAAAGCCUUGAACCAUGAAUCCUGUUUAUAACAACAACAACAACAACAAUAAAAAGCUUAAAACACUGUUGGUGAGAAAGAGAAAAAAGAAUGCAUAAAUCAGACAAUUUGAAUGAAUUGUGGAAUCUGUACGUGCUGCAAACAUUUGAAUUUCAACAGCGUUCAACGUAGAAGCAACAGAAAAACAGUAUAAAUUGUAUUGCUACAUCUUAAUUACGGAUACAAGAAGAAGAACUAAUGCGACAAACGUACGAAUCUGAUGUAUAGAUUAUAAAAGCAACUUUAUAUACGUAAUUAAAGAAUAAGAAUUAAAAAGUAACUAUAAUUAAUUUCAAAUUUUGUUGAAUGAAAAAAGGAAUCAGAUUAAAUCAGCUGUUUAAGGCAAGCCAGGAGAAAGAUAUACGAUACAAAAAGUAGCCAGAGUAUCCUUCGUUUUUGCAAGAGGCCCAUAUAGCUCGCCAACUUCAAUACCCGUAACCAUUUGGCAACAAAGUGUGUAUGUGUGUGUGUUUGAAUGUGCGCACAUGAUCGUCUUCAAGGAUUCCUUUUCAAUAAUUCACAAUUACCGGCAGAAGCGAAGGAUGUCGUUGCUAUCUGCUCGGAGAAAACUCAUGUUCAAUGAUUAUUUUUCCUAGAGUUAUGCAACCAGAUGAUCCUCUCUUCGUUGCUGGGAAACAUUUCCACAACAACAACUAGCUCAAAAUCAAUUUCUUCAUCCUUGAAACAGCACACAGCAAGUCGCCCACGCCCACGAGGUGGCCGCCGCACGUCAUAUUGUUGUCAAACGGUUCCGUGUUUGCAUGUAUAGUUGUAAUUUUUCACUGUGACAAAGUAUUCUUUUGUGUAUUAUUCCUUUCCCGUCUAUCAUCUAAUUACAUGCUUGAUAUUACUUCAACAGCGAGAGCCAGAAAAUUUAAGAGUUUUGUUUUGUUUCGUUUCUCGGAACGAACUCGAAAAUUGCUUUCUUUUUUCGUCACGUGAACUUCCCCACUUUGAAAUACCUAUUGAAAUUAGAAUCUCUUCUACCGACAAUUAACAAACAUUACAAAAACAAACUAUAUCUAUCAUCUAGAAAAAAAGCAGCUUACUGAAUCGUUUCUACCGAGGAUGAAGCGUGCGACAGUUCUAGUAGCGAACAAAGUGUAGUCGUUAAUCCAAAACCAUUCAGAGUACACACACGUAAAUCAUAGCAAAAAUCUUUAGUUGUGUUAUAUUUAACUGCUUACGCUUCUUUUAUUUGGCGCCAUCUUGCUCUCAUGCUAAACCAUGAGAAAAGGUGGUUGGUGGAAUAUGGAAGUAAGCAAACGAUCAAGGAUAAAACAAACGAUAUACGUAAUUUACAUAUGACUGAAAGUUUUUUUUCUCAUAUUGUAAUUCCCCGAACGGUUCGCGCACAAAGAAAGUGCAACCAUUCGGCUAAAUCUAACCUAACCUGUAUUGAACUAGGACAAAAAGUACCACUUAAAUUCAGAGAAUACUAGAACCUAUUAACGCGGUGAUGAAAGUGAAAUCAACAGAGUAUACGAUUUUGAAAUCCUCGACUACGUAAUGAAAAUAUAUUGUUCUUAUUGAUUCAUAGAAUAACCAUUCUCUCAAGUUUUUAACUGCCACCGAUAAGGGUACCUACCUUUUUGAAGACAUUUCAGCUUGGUCUUAUAGCGAAGGCUGAACGUGUCGUUCAGGAUGAACUCUUUCAAGCAAGGAAAAGAAUGCACAUCGGUAUAUGUUUUGUUUUCUUUGUGGCAACGACUUAAUUGGAUAUACAUAGUAUACUAUAACAAAAAAAACAUGCAAUCGGAUCGUGAUCACCAACGUAUACUUGAUGCGUUUACGCAAUUUUAAUCAAUUUUGAUCUACCUUACGAGAUAAAUGCAUUUCUCAAUCAUUCAAUGAAUGUUUGAAUAAUCACUUUUUCUUCUAUGACCGAGGCGUUUUCGAUGCAUUUUCCAAUUUAAAAUGCCUAACUAGUAUCUUAUAAAAUAUAAUUACGCUGAAUUUUAGAGAAAAAAACACAAACACUUAAUAUAAAGCGGCAUAAGAAAUAUAAACAAAUUGAUUUUUUUCAACAAACGUCUCUCAAAAUAAAUUCUACAAUUCAAUGAGUACUAAGCGAAAACAAAACAAAGCAUCCAACCCUAUACACAUUUACCUAGAUAGAUUAUAAGUUAAGGUUUGAAUUAACAAUGAUGAAUUGCGUAUACGAACUAUAUUUAAAAAAGGAACCAGGAAAAAACCUACAAAACCAUGAAAAAGAAAUAAAUAUUUUAUUAAUGAAAUAUUUUUUGUAAGUAUGUAAUAAAAGAAGGUAUAUUUAAAUUAACUCGAUCUAUGAAAAAUUAAAGAAAAUAAAAAAGGUAAACUAAUAAAAUAAAGUUAGUAAGAGUAAGCUAGCUAAACUCUCGCUUUUGGCGGUCAUACAAAAAGAAUAGAGAAAUCUUCUCAAAUUAGAAUAAAAAGUAUGAUGAAACAAGCUAUAUGGGCAUUUUAGUUUAAAAACAGCAAAAUAUCAGAAAAGUAUGAGGAAAAGAGGUAAUCCCCAAAUUGAUAACAAUAACUGCAGAAAAUAUAAGAAGGAUAAGAAGAAACAACAAAGAAAAUCAUACUCAGUAUACAAGAAAGUAAAAUUUGUGAUUUUUUAUUUAUAUUAUUAGAGAAAAAAGAAAACAAUACGAAAAAUGUAAGCAGCAAGAUGUUUUUAGAACAAUUUUCAUUAUGUUUGGCAAAUCAUGUUCUUUUUCGUUAUGAUUUAUCAGCUAGCUAAACGCAACAACGCAAACAAGGCAAGGUUUAGGCGAUAGAUACAGACUAUGCAGAAUGCAGCUCGUACACCGUCGGCAAAUCUAAACAAUGCGCUUGAACAAGCAUAAAAUAAACAAACAAAUGCACAAUUUCUGUUAAAAUCAGUAGCAUCCAUGGAGAAACGGGUUUCAUACAAAGUUGUUUACAACAAAAGCUGCACUCUGGAUUGUCUAAAUGAAAAGAAUGAAGGCAAAAACUAACUGGCAAAAUUAGCAAACACCCGCAGGCAAAAGAAAAUUUAUCAAAAAUUAAAUAUUUUUAGUUAACGUUCGUCUGUUUUUAUUAUCAUUAUUAUUGAAGCAUUUUUGUCUAUUGAUUAUUGUAAUUUUUAUUUUAUAUUCUAUACAACGCAAAAACUAACUUAUCAAAAUUCUGGAAUACGAUUGAAAACCAAGAUCAAACUGCGGCCACCGGUCAAGGCAGUUACAUAUAAAUAUUGAACAUAUAUGAAUUAUUUUUUAACAAAAUAAAUGUUUUGUUGUUAAAAUAUAA